AUGAAGACGUACACAGUAGUCGGCAAUAAAAAGAAAGUGACCAUGGAAGUCAAUGGUGGCCGUUUAAAAAUAGUUGGAAACAGCUGUGUGGUCAGAGUGUCGAAUAAUCAAGGAAAUAUAGAAGUGAUUGGCAAUGACAGCCGCGUCGAAGUGGCUGACAACUAUGGUGCUAUAAACUUAGUUGGCAAUAAUGGACUCGUGACCGUCGACAAACGUUGGAAAGGCGAUAGUGUACAGAUAAUUGGUUCUCACGGUCAUAUUAUCGUUAAAGGAAAGGAGAAAAGGCCUCAGUCUUUCGAAUCUCAGCUGUCACCCUUCAGCAAGGAAUUGGAUGACGUCAUCGAGAGCAUCUUCACGUUUGUGAUACGUUGAAAGAAACAAAUGGAUAUCUUGGUAUUUUGUGUCUGUGACAAGAACUGUUCUUCAACCACACCGAGAGUUUUUAGAAAAAUGGAGGAAGAAACUUUGUUUUAAUUCAUAAAGGAUUUUUUUUAAAUUGGGUUACUGUCCCUGGAGUAAAUUACGGUACUAUGGUACUCGUAGUGCAGGGAAUUCCUUUGUUUGAGAUCAGGUAACCGGUGUCAUUGAUUGGCACUUUUUUAAUAACGUUAUUUGUUAACAUUAUUAUACAUAAUUGGUAGGUAUUGUAAAAGGCACGUCGUUAUGUUCCCGAAGGUUUGGCCAUAGGUACGUGUAGGUGGUUGUUUUAUAGAAAUCAAAUAUUUCUGUUUUUUUUGUGUUAAUAAAAAAGAAAUAAAUACUUUGAAUAUUUUAUUUCUCGCAUUAGCCAAGUUAUUCCCCGAAUGAUGUUGAAUGAUGGCGGCCUCCAAUUGCUGUUGUUUUUAUGUUGAACAAAAAAUAAGUUGAUUUUCUAUUGCAACGGUUUACCUUUAUCUAAUGAUGGCUAAGACAUUGAACUCGUUAAAAGAUUUUUUUGAAAUAAAAUAUUUCAAAUAAGAUAGAAGAGAGAAAAGAGAGUUAUAUUUUUUAACUGACUUCAAAAAAAGGAGUGGGUUCUCAAUUGACCUGCGUUUUCUUUGUGUAUAUUACUCGAUUACACCGAUAUUAAAUUUGUGAAUCGACUUCGAUGUUUCUUUUUUUUUGUUGGAAAGGAGGUACAUACUUCGAUAGUGGUCCUAUUCAAAAUUGAAGAUUAUAAAUUGAAGAAAUUGUUGUGCCUCUAAAGGGGGCACAUCAGGGGAUGAAUCCUAUUUAUUGAAUUUCACUCAUUAUCCGCUUACCGAUUUCAAUAAAAUAGAUGUAAAGGUGUAAUGGCAAAUAUAUGUAAUUCUACAAGCUUUUAAAGUCGGCUUUUUAAU
Messenger RNA from Hyposmocoma kahamanoa, 1319 nucleotides. RefSeq lists its product as uncharacterized. The transcript has a single exon. The record is from RefSeq and is a predicted model, not a curated record. Lineage: Eukaryota; Metazoa; Arthropoda; Insecta; Lepidoptera; Cosmopterigidae. Bases 1 to 372 code for a protein of 123 amino acids.